Equus quagga is the source of this 872-nucleotide messenger RNA. It is a transcript of the gene REP15, whose product is annotated as RAB15 effector protein. Lineage: Eukaryota; Metazoa; Chordata; Mammalia; Perissodactyla; Equidae. Gene Ontology annotation, biological process: receptor recycling. The transcript has a single exon. The record is from RefSeq and is a predicted model, not a curated record. The coding region runs from base 44 to 754 and encodes 236 amino acids.
CAUGUUUGAUAUUUGGAAGCAGUAUUGAUCGGGUGCAGAGAAAAUGGGGCAAAACCCAUCACAACAGGUGCCUCUGAAGGACAGUGACGGGGCUCUCAGCAUCUGUGAGGUGGUCAGUGAAGCUAUGGUCCACGCAGCUCAGAAACUGAAGGAGUAUCUUGGAUUUGAAGCCCCUCUGAGCAAUCUACGCCCAGCUUCAAACACGCUGAAUGAGAUCUUCUUAAUCCACUUCGUCACUUUCUGCCAGGAAAAGGGAGUUGACGGCUGGCUCACCACCACCAAGAUGACCAAGCACCAAGCCUUACUGUUUGGGGCAGACUGGAUUUGGACCUUUUGGGGGGCUGAUAAGCAAAUAAGGCUUCAGCUGGCGGUACAGACUCUGCAGAUGUCUUCUCUUCCUCCUGUGGAAUCUAAGCCUUGUGACCUCUCCGAUCCAGAAUCCAGGGCAGAGCAGUCUGCCAGGAAGAGAAGUAGGUUCGAUAAGCUGGAAGAAUUCUGCAACUUGAUAGGAGAGGAUUGUCUGGGCCUCUUUAUCAUCUUUGGUGUGCCAGGAAAGCCUAAAGACAUCAGAGGCGUUGUCUUGGACAGUGUCAAACGUGAGACAGUGAGGAGCCAUCUGCCAGGAGGGAAGGCUGUGGCACGAUUUGUCCUGGAAACUGAGGAUUGUGUCCCCAUCAGAGAGCUGCUUGGAAACUGUCUGAGUAAGAAAGAUGAGCUGCGAGAGGUGGGCAAGGUUUAUAUUAGCAUCCUCUGAACUGGAUAUGUGUGAUGAGACUGCCCUGUGAGAUGAAAACAAAAAAAAUCCUUUAUUCUAAUAAGCAAGUUCAUCCACUUGCAUCAUCCCAGCAUGGGAUUCCCCUCUCCUGCCUCCC